Molecule: messenger RNA, 1395 nt
Organism: Pongo pygmaeus (Bornean orangutan)
Lineage: Eukaryota; Metazoa; Chordata; Mammalia; Primates; Hominidae
Product: mucin-3A-like
Exons: 4
Coding region: 1-1395 (464 amino acids)
Source: RefSeq, a predicted model, not a curated record
AUGUCACACAGUAUUCCAGGCUUCAUUUCUUCAAUCACCACUACCGAGACUACCUCACACCUUCCUCCCAGUACUCCCGGCUUCUCUUCUUCGAUUGCCACCUCCAAGACCACCUCAACCAGUCCUCCCAGAUUCACCUUUGCAAUCGCCACCACAAAGACCACCUCACACAGUCCUCCCAGCUUCACUUCUCCAAUCGCUACCACCGAAACCCCCUCACACAGUCCUCCCAGCUUCACUUCUUGGAUCACCACCACAGAGACCACCUCACACAGUACUCCCAGCUUCACUUCUUCGAUUGCCACCACUGAGAACACCUCACACAGUACCCCCAGCUUCACUUCAUCGAUCACCAGCACCGAGACCGCAUCACACAGUACUCCCAGCUUCACUUCCUUGUUCACCACCAUCGAGACCACAUCCCAUAGUACUCCCAACUUGACUUUUUCGAUCACUACAACCAGGACCACCUCACACAGUACUCCCAGCUUCACUUCCUUAAUCACCAUCACUGAGUCCACAUCCCAUGGUAGUACCAGCUUCACUUCUUCAAUCACCACCACUGACAACACCUCACACAGUAUGCCCAACUUCACUUCUUCCAUUGCCACCACUGAGAUCAUCUCACACAGUACUCCCAGCUUCCCUUCUUCAAUCACAAACACUGAGACCAUAUCACACAGGACUCCCAGGUUCACUUCUGUGAUUGCCAGCACCAAGACCACCUCACACAGCACUCCCAGUUUGACUUCUCCGAUCACCACCACCGGGACCAGCUCACACAGUACCCUUGGCUUAAGUUCUUCAACUGCCACCACUGAGACAACCUCACAAAGUACUGCCAGCUUCACUUCUUCGAUUGCCACCACCGAGACCACGUCACACAAUACUCCCAGCUUCACUUCUUUGAUCGCCACCACCGAGAUCACCUCACACAGUUCUCCCAGCUUCCCUUCUUCAAUCACGAACACUGAGACCACAUCACACAGGACUCCCAGGUUGACUUCUGCAAUCACCACCACUGAGACCAUGUCACACAGUAUUCCAGGCUUCAUUUCUUCAAUCACCACCACCGAGACUACCUCACACCUUCCUCCCAGGUUCACUUCUUUGAUCACCACCACCGAGACCACCUCACACAGUCCUUCCAGCUUCACUUCUUUGAUCACCAGCACUGAGACCACCUCACACAGACCUCCCAGCUUUACUUCUUCAAGCACCACCACUGAGACCCCUUCACAGAACCACCUCACACAGUCCUCCCAGCUUCACUUCUUCAAUCGAUACCACCGAAACCCCCUCACACAGUCCUCCCAGCUUCACUUCUUGGAUCACCACCACAGAGACCACCUCACACAGUACUCCCAGCUUCACUUCUUCGAUUGCCACCACUGA